AUGUUUCACGUUAGGAGUAAUCUCAAUUGUUUUCAGAAAACUCGCAUAUACAAACGACACAAUAUGAAACAUGUUUAUGAUGUGAGAAAAUACAUUUACGCCAUGUCGCAAUUCGAAAUCCCUAGAUGGCUUGAGAAAUCAUACAUGAGUGAUACAUGGAGCAAGGAUUCCAAUUGGAUGGGUUACAUCGAUGUGGGUAAUGAUCUGGAAUCGAAGAGGAUCGGAAUAAGAGACAUCAUGGUGGUGUGGCGUGGCACUGUGCUUCCUUCCAAAUGGUAUGAAGAUAUGCAACGAGAUCUCGAGCCAUUAGGGCACGAGGAAGCGAAGGUGGAGCGAGGGUUUCUGAGAAUCCACAAAUCGAAGCGUAUAUAUACACGAUACAACAAAACCAAUGCAUCAGAGCUAGUAAUUGAAGAGAUAAAGAGAUUAACGAAGUUCUACAAAUCAAUCGGCGAACAAGUGAGUCUCACGCUCACCGGCCACAGCUUGGGCGGCACGUUAACUUUACAGAACGCGUACGCCGCCAUGAGGUUUCCAACUCUUCUGAUAAAUGUCAUCUCCUUCGGCUUGGGCGACACGUUAGCUUUACAGAACGCGUACGUCGGAAACAUCGCAUUCAGGGAUGAACUUCACCACGGAGGCGUCAAAGCACUACAUCACAAUCAAAUAAGAUCUAGUCCCUCGAAUGCCAGGUAUUGUCGUCAUCUACACAUAUAG
Lactuca virosa is the source of this 717-nucleotide messenger RNA. The record is from the annotation of a GenBank genome assembly. Lineage: Eukaryota; Viridiplantae; Streptophyta; Magnoliopsida; Asterales; Asteraceae.